This is a messenger RNA of Vairimorpha ceranae, 1203 nucleotides long. Its product is annotated as camk camkl chk1 protein kinase. NCBI's taxonomy places the organism in Eukaryota, Fungi, Microsporidia, Nosematidae. The coding region runs from base 1 to 1203 and encodes 400 amino acids. Gene Ontology annotation, biological process: protein phosphorylation; intracellular signal transduction. The transcript has a single exon. The record is from RefSeq and is a predicted model, not a curated record. Gene Ontology annotation, molecular function: protein serine/threonine kinase activity; ATP binding.
AUGAAUAUUAAAUACGACAUACAAGAAACACUUGCUAGCGGCAGUACAUCAAAAGUGAAACGAAUUCUGACUAUUGACAAUAUUGAAUAUGCCAUUAAAAUAAUGCCUAAAAUGCUAAAAGAUAUCAAAUCUUUUAAUAAGGAAAUAUCAAUUCAUAGAUCAUUAAAUCAUCCUAAUAUAAUAAAAUACAUUGAUUCAUAUGAAGAUAAAGAUAAUUAUUAUAUGGUUAUGAAUCUGGCAAAAUUCGAGCUAUAUACUUUUAUUGAGUGUGAUGUUGGUAUAAAUCCGUUAGUAGUACACUUUUUAAUUAAGCAGUUAAUUUCAGGGGUGGAAUAUUUACAUAGUAAAGGUAUCUGUCAUAGAGAUAUUAAACCCGAAAAUCUUCUAAUAGAUGCUGAUGGAACACUUCUUAUAUCUGAUUUUGGAUAUUCUACAUUUUUUAGAUAUAAAAAUAAAUAUAGAAGAUUGAAAUUUUUGGCUGGUAGCAAAGAAUACAUGGCUCCUGAGGUUGCAAUGGAAAAUUACGAUGGAGAGCUAUGCGAUGUAUGGUCUUUAGGGAUUCUUUUAAUUGUUUUACUCACAGGAACUCUUCCGUGGGAUGCUCCUAUACCAAGUGAUCAGCGCUUUAAAACGUUUAUCUCUAUGAAAUACCACUAUUAUCCGCCUUUUACAAAAAUCCGAGAUAAGAUUCUCGAUUUAAUUAAAAAAAUUUUAGUAGUAGAAAAAAGAAGAUUUACGUUAGAAAUGGUAAAAGACCAUUCUUGGAUUAAAGAAGAAAGUUCUGUGGCCAGGGAUACACUAUUCAGUUUGAUGCCUAUCAAAGAUAGUUGUAAACUGGUUUUUACCCAACCUGAUGACAAUCAAAGACUUAUUGCUGGAUCAGAUCUUAAAUUAAGUCAGCCAAUAAAUAAUUGCAAUCAAAUCUGCGAGCAAAAAAGAUUUUAUAAAAAAGGGAAUAUGGUGGAAAUAAAAAAUGAAGUUACAGAUCUUUUAAAAUGGAUGGUUGUACCACAUAAAAUUCUAGAAGAUGGUAUAUCUUUUAGUACUACUGACACUAAAAGAGGGGUGUUAAGAGGAGAUAUAAUUUUUACAAAAGUAGAAGAUCAUUGUUACAUCACAUUUAGAAAGAUAAAAGGAGAUUUUAAAGAAUUUAAAAAAUUUUUAGGAGCAUUUGCUGAUAAUUUUAGUGAAGAUAAUAAUUAA